Molecule: messenger RNA, 4836 nt
Organism: Microstroma glucosiphilum
Lineage: Eukaryota; Fungi; Basidiomycota; Exobasidiomycetes; Microstromatales; Microstromataceae
Product: CNH-domain-containing protein
Exons: 2
Coding region: 1-4836 (1611 amino acids)
Biological process (GO): intracellular signal transduction
Molecular function (GO): guanyl-nucleotide exchange factor activity
Source: RefSeq, a predicted model, not a curated record
AUGCCUGCCGGGACCAACUCCCAGACGGGGCCGCCGGACAAAAGGACAACCGCCUACGAAAACAUCUUCGGACGGCCGACAGCCAAGCCGAAGGGGCCUGUCAGUCAACCUGGACCAUCGCAGCAACAACAUCAAUUAUGGCAACAACAGCAGCAACAGCAGCAGGCUGCCCUGUACGCUCAGCAGCAGGGUCAGCACAGGUGGAAUGGAGGUCCUUCGCAUCCCACAUAUGCACCCUACGGCGGUGGGGCUAAUGUAGGAGGGCCCGGUGCAAUGGGCGGGAUGUACCAGCCCAGCAGUAACAAUCACUCAUACGACCAUCCUGACCGCCGCACAAGCGUCACGCCAUCUCUCAUUUCUCGGACUUCAACUUCUUCUGCCUACCCCUCAACUAUUCAGAGCGGCACGAGCGCUGCCGACUUCUACGCCCCCCAGGAGGACUCGACGCCCGCCAGUGCUUACGCGCACUACUAUUCCAAUGGUUCUAGCACAAGAAAUGAAGCUCCCAGUGUGGCAAGUACCUCUUCCUCAGGGCCUCACUACCCAGUACGCCAGGCCCCGACGACAGGCUACCAGUCCUCUGGACAGAUUCCUCGGUACCCUCAGCAGCAAGCGGAGCAGAUGUACAACAAUCAAGGACCAUAUGAGCCACAAGGGGGCGGUCGCCAACAACGCAGCAGCUCCUCUUCCCAUGCCACCGAUAAUUCCUAUGGUCGAGAUCCUAGGCCCAAUGUAGUGAGGGCACCUAGCGUAGCGAGCUCUGUGUUCUCGUCAGCGCCUGGCUCUUCUUUCGGCGGAUCGCCGACUAUCGAGCCCCCUCGGUUGCCUAAUAUAGACGUGCAGGAAGGGGUCGGCAGCCCGGGCGAGGGAAACUGGUUCAAAGGGCUGAGCUUGGAAGGGAGUCCAGCAAGGUCAACGCGAAACUCAUUGUCGCCUCAGAAGCCCGGCGAGCUCAGUCUCAGGUUACCGGAAGGCGGCAACGGUGCAGGUCACCAUUCAGGCGAGGAGGACACGUUUGCCACCCCGAGCGCGAAAGAUGUGCCUGAUCCCUUUUCGAAUGAGUUCCAAACAUUUCAGCACGAAACGGCUCAGCGGGAAGCUGCCUUGCCGGGGCAACACGUCAACGCUCUGUCGUCCGGAGCGUCUUCGAUGUACGACGGAAAGUCGUAUAGCAGCGGCGCAGGCAAUCUUCGGCGGAAGGAGUCUUUCGAGUCUGACCGGAGAUCAAUUGCCGCCUCAGUUUACACUCUUCCUGGCGGAGUCGGCAAUGGCUCACAAAACAACUUCUACCAGGGAGGGGGACCAAGUGCGGGCAGUAGUACCUCGAAUCUGCGAUACCCUGGCGGCGGCUUCACGCCUGUGAACAAUGGAGGAACUGCGGACAUGUGGCAGCGUGCUCCUCGACAUCGCACUCACUCCUCGGCUACACAAGCCGCUCAAGCCGCGUAUUCACCCAGCAUGGUUGAUGGGACGGUCACGCGGUCCGAUCAAUGCUCACUCUCCUUUGGCAACGGCCAGGCCCGCCCUGUGUUUGCUGGUGCACCAAGCUCUCAUCACUCCAGCUUUGGCAGUGCGAACGUCCCAGCGGUUCCACCUAGUCAUCGCAGAGGUCCGAUCGUCUACCCAGCCUUACUAUCGCGCGUGGCAGAAGCCUUCAAGCUCCGAGUGACGAUAGCCGAGCGUGUCAAAGAUGGUCUCACAUAUAAGGAUGCCUUCGAUGGAAGAGAGGCCGUCGCUCGCAUUGCUUUCAUCAUCAAGACGACAGACCGGAAUCUUGCCUUGCUUCUUGGUCGUGCUCUCGAUGCCCAGAAGUUCUUCCAUGAUGUCACGUACGACCAUCGGCUGAGAGACUCGCCUGGGGAGCUCUAUCAAUUCAGGACCCGCUUGGCCACUCCUUUCGGUGCGGAGCAGGCCGGUGACCAUUUUGUCGAUGCUUCUGCUCAAUUGCAGAUUCCUGCGACAGCCCACCGGGAAAACUCGACGAAAAGCCUGCCAGAGUCUACCGCCUCUUCUGUCCGAGCGACUAGUCCCUCGGCAGGCGGCGUGAUGGGAAACGAAGCCGGCGAAGUCUUGGAUGAUGCAGAUGACGAGGAAGCCUUGCCGACGGGUGUCUUCACCUUGUUGACCGACUGUUAUAGUCCUACCUGCACACGGGAUCGUCUAUGCUACAGCAUCGCUUGUCCUCGACGACUGGAACAGCAAGCUCGCCUCAACCUCAAACCUCAAACCGUGUUACAGCGAUCUCUGAGCAGAGAGAGUCUGGGUGAUGUGAAAGAGCCUGGAGCAUUAUGGGCUGAGUCUGUCUCUAAGGAGAUCUUCGACAACACAUCCGAGCAGGAGCGCAAGCGCCAAGAACUCCUCAACGAGGCCAUCUAUACGGAGCGCGACUUCGUCAGAGAUUUGGAGUAUCUGCGAGACUCCUGGAUAAAGCCACUGAGGACAAGAGACAUCAUCCCAGAGGCAAGGCGAGACGACUUCAUCACGCAAGUCUUUUGGAACGUCCUCGAGGUUCACGCUGUGAACUCAAGAUUGGCCGAGCUACUUACCAAGCGACAAAAGCAUUCUGCCCUAGUCGACCGAGUCGGAGACAUCUUCCUCGAGAUGGUACCUCACUUUCAACCUUUCGUGAAAUACGGAGCUCAUCAGCUUUACGGAAAGUACGAGUUUGAGAAGGAGAAAGCCUCGAACCCCGUGUUUGCGGCAUUUGUGUAUGAAACCGAGAGGCUCCCUGAGUCGCGCAAGCUGGAACUCAAUGGCUAUCUCACGAAGCCGACGACUAGACUGGCAAGAUACCCUCUGUUAUUUGAGGCGAUCUUGAAGGCCACCCCUGAGACCAAUCCGGACAAGCAAGCCCUACCAAAGGCGACAAAGCUUAUCAAAGAUUUCCUUAACAAGGUGAACGUCGAGACAGGUAAGAGCGAGAAUCGCUUCAAUCUCGCACAGCUCGAUCAACAGCUUGUCUUCAAGCAGGGAGAGGCUGUCGAUCUUCGUCUUCGCGAUGAUCAGCGAGAACUCGUCUUCAAAGGACCAUUGAAGAAGCGAGGUGGCACACAAAGCGAAAGCGCAGAGCUCCAAGCUUUCCUCUUCGACCAUGCCCUUCUCAUGGUCAAGGCCAAGACCGUGAAUAAGAAUGAGCUCUACAAGGUCUUCCGCAAACCGAUCCCUCUCGAGCUACUCAUCGUCACUGUUUACGACGAAGUCCCGACGGGCAAAGGGAGCGCCACUCGACCGAAGUCGAUCAUGUCGAAGACCUCGACAGGGAACCGAUUGAGCGGAGGAGUGCCGCAAGGAUCCGCACCCAAGCAAGAUGCGAAGACAGGCUAUGCCCUCACUUUCACCUAUCUUGGUCGGAAGGGCUAUACAUUGACACUCUGGGCGAGCACCUUUGUCGGUCGUCGCAAGUGGUUCGAGCAUAUCGAGACACGUCAGGAGAUCCUGCGUGAACGCUCGAACAUCUUCGACACCAUCACCCUGUCGGAGAACUUCUUCGUUGGUCUGAACAAGGUCAACUGCUCUGUGCCCUUUGACUUUGGCCGAAGAAUCAUCUAUGGAACAGAGGACGGAGUCUAUCUAUCUGAUCUUAGAGAAAAGGCGCGACCACCCACAAAAGUUCUUCCAUUGCCCGGCGUGACCCAGAUCGAUGUUCUGGAAGAGUAUCAGAUCCUGAUUAUUCUAGCUGAGCGCUCUGUGCAUACAUUUACCCUCGAUGCGCUGGAUCCAGCAGACCCUAUGGGCUCUCUCAAGCGGGGUAGAAGGAUAUCAUCGCAUACGUCCUUCUUCAAGGCGGGCCAGUGCCUGGGACGAACCCUCGUCUGCGUCGUCAAGUCCUCGUCACUGUCGUCGACCAUCAAGACACUGGAACCAAUCGAACAAAAUGUGCGAGGCAAGAAACAGCCUACCUUCAGAAAGCUUCUUCAAGGUGGACAAGAGACUUUGCGAGUUUUCAAGGAGUUCUACAUUCCGACCGAAUCGCAUUCAAUCCAUUUCCUCAAGUCCAAGCUCUGUGUGGGCUGUACAAAGGGAUUCGAGAUUGUCGACCUGGAGACGCUAGACACCCAAGGUCUGCUCGAUCCUGCAGAUUCUUCGCUGGACUUUGUGCAUCGUAAAGAGACCGUCAAGCCCAUUGCGAUCUAUCGAAUCGAUGGAGAAUUCUUGCUUUGCUAUGACGAAUUUGCAUUCUACGUCAACAAGAAUGGUUGGCGGGCCAAAGGCAAUUGGAUCAUCCACUGGGAGGGUAAUCCCAGCUCCUUCGCCUACCACCACCCCUACGUGCUGGCAUUCGAGCCAAGUUUCAUCGAGGUGCGCCACGUCGAGACUGGAGCCCUGCAUCAAGUCAUCACUGGAUACAAUCUUCGAUGCCUCUUUGCAGACGUUCCACCUCCCAUUCCUCGCAGCGCAGCAGACUCGGCAGCGGCACAAGCAGCGGCAUUGGCGCAAGCGCAAGCGCAGGCCAUGAACCCGUAUGUACGUCCAGGUCUGCCACCUGGCCACAUGCCACCUCGUCCACCUUACCCAAUGGCCGGCGCCGGCAGCUUCAGUGGACACUACCCAGGUAUGCCUGCGCCGCCUCCGGUGCCAAUUGGCUACGGACCUCAGGGGCAGGUCAUCUACCGUCCGCAGCCGCCGUAUCCGCCUGCCAUUCCACCUCAACAGGUGUCUGCCGUGGUACCACGGCCACCUCCUCGCAAUCCAGUGUGGGAGUCUGUUGCUGUUAGUAGGGGUCAAAUCGUCUUCAUUGGCGACACGUCCGUCUUUGCUGUCAGAUUGGCCAACGGUCCAGGCGCAAGUGGUGCAUCUGGUGGGGUACAGAAUGCCCUGUCGCCUGCGUUGCGGUAA